Onychostoma macrolepis is the source of this 1729-nucleotide messenger RNA. It is a transcript of the gene nup42, whose product is annotated as nucleoporin 42. Gene Ontology annotation, cellular component: nuclear envelope. The transcript is spliced from 7 exons. Bases 487 to 1656 code for a protein of 389 amino acids. The record is from RefSeq and is a predicted model, not a curated record. Lineage: Eukaryota; Metazoa; Chordata; Actinopteri; Cypriniformes; Cyprinidae. Gene Ontology annotation, molecular function: nuclear export signal receptor activity; metal ion binding.
ACUUUGCACCUUUUCAUUUUCAGUUAAUUUGAUAUUUGUGUGUACAAUUUGUCUUUUUUUAAAAAAAAAAAAUUAAAAUAAACCACCUGUGAUCAGUUCGGCUGUCAGAAUUGCAUUUUAUUUUUCCAGAAAGUUUUAGCAACAGGAACAAAUCUCCAAAAUUGUGUCCUCAUAAUCAAAAGUUCAACUCUUUCUCCAAAGACAGAAAACCGCCAUUACCCACUAAUUAAAUCAAUCCACUUGAAUACCGAUCGAGUCCUUGAUUAGAUCUAUACUCAUGUGAUAAAUGUUUUAACAGCUCAAACUCAGUUUGAAGGCGAUUCAUUUUCAAGAUCUGCACAGGCGCCGCUUCAAGACUUUUAUUUUGAAACUGUUUGUUUACGUCCGAAUGUGCGUCCUGCGUCACGCCGGCGCCCGUCGUAGAGAAGCAGCGUCACACACUCCGCACCAGAAACAGCACAUUAUCUGUGUUUAUAAAGUUAAAAAAUGACGGUGUGUAGCUUCUUUCUUCAAGGUCGCUGUAGAUACGGAGACAAGUGCUGGAAUGAACAUCCGAGAGGCGGAAGAGGAGGAGAUUACAGAGGAAACCAGCAGCCCAACAGAGGAGGCUUUGGGAACCGCGUGUGGAUAAAUCCGUCUCAGCGCAGCGGCGGCGAUUAUGACCAGCCGCCCUCGUUCUCUCGCGGAGGGAAUAACGACUGGAGCCGAGGAGGAGGAGGAGGAGGAGGAGGAGGAGGAGGCACACAAAACAUCAAGAGCUCCGACUUCAGCUUCAGCAGCCCGAACAGAUUCUCAGCGCUCACCUCGAACAGUCACGCGGAUAAAGGAGAACAGAACUCAGCGGAUGAUGUGGAUACAAUCCAGAACGACAUGGAGAGCUGGCAGACGUCCGGUCAGUGGCCGUUUUCCUGUUAUUCUGCCCUCAAAGGCCGGAUCUCAGGGUUUGUUGAGGUGUCUCCUGAGGAGCUGAGGCUGGAAUAUUACACCGGCCGAGCGUCCGGUGAUUCACAGGCUUACAUGAGCUUGGUUCAGCAGCUGGUGAACCAGUGGAGCAGCAGAGUCCAGGAGCUGCGGACCAUGAGCAGCUCCACUCGGAUCAGUGUGAUCUCAGAGCUCAAUAACCCCAGCUCACCAACAUCAACACACGGGUUUGGGUCGACGGCAUCAGGGUUUGGAGCCACAUCUUCUUCAUCAUCAUCAUCAUCUGGCUUUGGAGCAGGAGGGUUCGGUUCGGCCUCGCAGAGCAGUAGCGGCUUCAGCUUUGCCCCGUCCCAAACGGACUUUGGAGCAUCAAAUACCCAGCAGGCCUCUGGGUUUAGCAGCGCUGAGUUCGCUCAGCCCUCGUCAGGUUUCGUCGCUCAGUCUGCAGCCUCCUUUUCAUUCGCUGCUCCAGCCACAGAAAACAAAGCCAGCUCUGCGUCUGCGUUCAGCUUCAAGCCGUCUUCAGGGGGUCUGGGCACCGAGUUUGGGUCGUCGGCACCGGCCGACAGCGGUGGUUUGGGUCAGAGCGGCGCUAGCGCUGGUCAUUCUGCAGACAGUCUGUUCACGGCCCACAGUGACCUGACCCCUGAAGAACUGAAGGAGUUCACAGCUAAACGCUUCACGCUGGGACAGAUCCCUCUCAAACCGCCUCCUGCUAACCUCCUCGUGGUCUAACGCGGACUCUGGGGGUUUGGGAGCGGGUUUCUCUUCUUAAUGCAAUAUUAUUAAACACAUUUAUGGACUAAGA